AUGGCUCUUUAUCAUCGAAGGCGCCGGAGCCAUGGUGGCUGGCCCAGUCGCAGUGGCCUUGUUGCUCGACUUUCCUUCAUCGGGCAAGCAAAAGAGCAGCGCUUUGCCAAAUGGCGCCUGGCUCGCGCGGCAGACGAUGAAGUUGACGAUAAUGGCUCUAUCAAAGAAGCGCUGCGUGACGCUUUCCUUGACCCCAAAGCCUGGAUUCUCGUUCUUAUUCAAGUUUGCCAGCUUUCCUCCCAAACACGGACCUACUUCUUCCCUACAAUUGCCAAAAAGCUGGGCUACGGCAACAAGAUUACGUUGCUGAUUAUCGCCCCAAUGUAUAUUUUUAGUUUCAUCACUGCCCUGGGGAACUUCUUGAUUGCAAGCCGUACUGACCAAAGAUUCAUUCUGAUUGCCUGGCCUCUUUGUGUGGACAUUGUCGGUAACAUAAUGGUUAUCUCGUCCCGGUGCAGGAGGUGGAUUACCAGCACAAGUCCUCGCACACGAACGAAGCGAGCCAUCGUAUACGCCUUGGUAAAUCUGUUCGGCAACUCGAUCAACGUUUAUGGCUCCUACUUCUUCCCCACGAAGGAUUCACCCCAAUAUCGCCCAGGAGGCAUCAUUUUAUCCUCAUUUGCUGCGGGAGCCAUCGUGUAG
Messenger RNA from Penicillium canescens, 642 nucleotides. RefSeq lists its product as uncharacterized. The transcript has 4 exons. Bases 1 to 642 code for a protein of 213 amino acids. Lineage: Eukaryota; Fungi; Ascomycota; Eurotiomycetes; Eurotiales; Aspergillaceae. Gene Ontology annotation, molecular function: transmembrane transporter activity. The record is from RefSeq and is a predicted model, not a curated record. Gene Ontology annotation, cellular component: membrane.